AUUUUUAAACAGGACCUGACGUUUACGCUAUGCAUGCACGAGACCUGGACGGACACUCGGUUAAAAUUUAUCUCAAAUUCUGACGACAACAGCAUUGUGCUACCGAGUAGAUUAAUCAGCAAGCUAUGGGUGCCAGAUCUGUACAUUGUCGGUUCAAAGAGUUCAUUUAUCCACAAAACUACGGUUGAUAAUCUUGUUUUGAGACUUUUUAACGACGGCAGCAUUUUUUACAACGUAAAAAUAACGACGACUGUUGCAUGUCAAAUGAACCUCUACAACUUUCCAUUAGACAUGGAAAACUGUUCACUGACAUUCCAAAGCUUGGGUUACACGAGCGAUGAAGUGAACUUAGAAUGGAUGGUCGGUAGUCACAUGGAAGAUUUAUUUAUGGACACGAGACUCGUUACCAGUAUGCCUAAGUUUCAACUUGUUCAUCAUAAUUUUCAUUCACGGAACGUUACCAUCACAGAAGCUGACCGUUACGCUGGGAUGAGAUCUCAACUUAAAGUCAGCUUUGAGCUGAAGCGAUAUUUGUUGUCAGUUUUUUUCCAAUCUUACUUCCCAGCAUUGAUUAUGGUGGUGUUGGCAGGACUUGGAAUGUGGAUUGAUCCAAGAUCUGUGCCUGCUAGAGUGGCAUUAGGUGUGACUUCAGUGCUGACAAUCUCAACAAUUAUCACUGGUUUAAAAGCUUCGCUCCCUAAGGUGUCGUAUCUAACCGCUAUGGAUAUUUAUCUAUGGGUCUGCUUUCUCUUCGUUUUCUCCACCGUUCUCGAGUUUUGCUGCCUUAAUUUCAUUAUGACGGAACGAGGAAAGAAAUCGCUCAAGAAAUUCCAGCAAACAAUUCCAGCCCCGGCACAAAUUGAAAAAUAUCCAAAAAUCAAGCCGAGCAUCGUAAGAAACGGUAUUACGUCACAGUCGAAGCGAAAAGAUAACAAAGACUCGCAGAGCACGAGGUACCAGCAUCAUAAACUAUCGGACGACGUAGCGAUUAUAUUCCGUAGUCUUCCGUCCCUGGGCGACGGACAAGAAGACACGAAAUCAACAAGUACAGAUUUGACCCCAAAACACCCAAAGGGGCUUAAAAUGCAAGUUCCGUCGUCAUUACAACGAAUCAACCCACGAAAAUGUUUGCCUUCGGAUGCCGAAUCAUUGGAUGUGUUUUUCCGUGUUGGUUAUUUCUAUUCAUUCCUUGUAUUCAACGGAAUUUACUGGGGUUACUAUGUAAUGGCUACACAACAUGAGGGUGGGGAAGAGAGCUAGUUGAAACUGAACACCAGGACGUUUUAUUGGAAACUCGACACUGUGGGGACACUUUUUUCAAUACAGAGUGUAACACUCGUGUAUUUAUGAACGCUGUAUUUUAACAGUUUAAAAUACAGAAAAUUCAAUCAUGUUCUACAUUAUAAGAGGUAGAAACAUUUCAGUGUUAGUAAAUUUUACACAAAUACAAUUUCUACCUCUGUAGUCAUAA
Molecule: messenger RNA, 1471 nt
Organism: Ciona intestinalis (vase tunicate)
Lineage: Eukaryota; Metazoa; Chordata; Ascidiacea; Phlebobranchia; Cionidae
Source: RefSeq, a predicted model, not a curated record